UAAAGUAUUUGAUAUUAUUUUUUGAUGUCAUCAGUUGACACAUACUAAUCAAUGGUCUUAAGACCAAAAGAUACGCUGAUUAAAUCGGUCCACACCGCAGAAGAAGAAAAAGAAAAAGAAAUUACCAAAUGCAUGGCAAAGUAUCUGUUCCUGAGAAGAUUAAUUUCUUAAAAAAAUGCAAAAAAAUUUGAUGAAAGCAAGAGAGCAACAAGAAAACCACCACCAGCAACAACAAUCGCACCAACUAAUCAAGCGAGCGUUGUAGGAGUAGAGGAGUGAGAGGGACUUCUCCUCCGCCAUUUUUGUCAAAUCUUCAAGCAAACUCUUCUCCUUUAACUCUCUCUCUUUCAUCAGAUCUCUGAUUUCCUGCUCUUACUAUUAUUUAUCAUCAUGUCCUAAACUCCUCUCCCUCUAUCUUCCUUCACUCCUCUCUCUCUCUCUCUCUCUUUCUGUUACUUUUGGAUCGGAGAUGGCGGUUUCGGGAGGAAUUACGCCUGGACAGGUGUCCUUUUUGCUCGGAAUUAUACCUGUUUUUGUUGCAUGGGCAUAUUCGGAGUUCUUAGACUAUAAGAAGUUUUCAUCUCCGUCAAAAGUCCAUUCAGACAAUAAUUUGGUUGAAUUGGAAAAGGAGACAAUCAAGGAAGAUGAUCGGGCUGUUUUGCUGGAAGGAGGCCUCCCAAGAACAGCAUCUAUGAAAUUUCAUAGUGCAUCCAUCAAAAUGAACCUAAUCAGGUUUAUGACUAUGGAUGAUGCUUUCUUGCUAGAGCACCGAGCAACUUUGAAAGCAAUGUCUGAAUUUGGCGCAAUUAUGAUAUUUUUCUAUAUAUCCGAUCGCACAACUUUGCUGGGUGACUCUGCCAAGAGCUACAGUCGCGACCUUUUCCUCUUCCUCUACUUUCUUCUCAUUAUAGUAUCAGCUAUGACUUCCCUGAAGAAACACAAUGACAAGUCAGCAUUUUCUGGAAAAGCCAUACUUUACCUUAACCGACAUCAAACUGAGGAAUGGAAAGGAUGGAUGCAGGUCCUGUUCUUAAUGUACCAUUACUUUGCUGCAACAGAGAUAUACAAUGCAAUACGUGUCUUUAUUGCUGCAUAUGUUUGGAUGACUGGAUUUGGAAACUUCUCUUAUUAUUACAUUAGAAAGGAUUUUAGCCUUGCACGCUUUGCUCAGAUGAUGUGGCGGCUCAAUUUCUUUGUGGCGUUUUGCUCCAUUGUUCUCAACAAUGACUAUAUGCUGUAUUACAUUUGCCCUAUGCACACAUUAUUUACUCUGAUGGUGUAUGGGGCCCUGGGUAUAUUUAACAAGUAUAACGAGAAUAGUUCAGUGAUGGCUGUUAAGAUUCUAUCAUGCUUUCUUGUGGUUAUCUUGAUUUGGGAAAUACCUGGAGUUUUUGACAUUCUUUGGAGUCCUCUAUUCUUCCUAUUAGGGUAUACUGAUCCUGCAAAGCCAGAUCUCCCUCGAAUGCACGAGUGGCAUUUCAGAUCUGGACUUGAUCGCUAUAUUUGGAUCAUUGGGAUGAUAUAUGCAUAUUAUCACCCGAAUAUAGAGAAAUGGAUGGAGAAAUUGGAGGAAUCUGAAACGAAAAGGAGACUCUCGAUCAAAACAGGGAUUGUAGCAGUUGCCUCAUUGGUUGGCUGCUUGUGGUACGAAUAUAUUUACAAGCUGGACAAGGUUACAUACAACAAGUAUCACCCCUAUACAUCCUGGAUACCUAUCACCGUUUAUAUUUGCCUGCGGAAUUGCACUCAACAGCUUCGGAAUUUCUCUUUGACUCUCUUUGCUUGGCUCGGCAAGAUUACUCUGGAGACCUAUAUUUCGCAAUUCCACAUCUGGCUGAGAUCAAACGUGCCCAAUGGACAGCCUAAGUGGCUUCUUUCUAUUAUACCAGAAUAUCCUUUGCUUAAUUUCAUGCUCACAACUGCCAUCUAUGUCUUAGUAUCUCAUAGGCUUUUUGAAUUAACCAAUACGUUAAAGACAGUUUUCAUACCCACAAAAGACAACCGGCGGCUGUUUUAUAAUUUUGUUGCAGGCGCUACUAUUUCUCUCUUUCUAUAUUUCGUCUCACUCAUUCUGCUUCAGAUCCCUCAUUCUGCCUGACAAAUGAAGACUAGAAAGAGAAUAUACAUAGAGAUUUUCUGUUGGACAUACAAAGAGAGAGAUGAAUCGAAAUAAGAGAAACUGGAAAAUGUUGCUUGAAGAUCUAGCUUAAGAAGAGUGUUUUCAACAACCUAAGGGGGGAAAUGCUCUCUGAUGCCUUGACAGAGCUGAAGCUGGACACUGGAUUUGCAUCGGUGUUUGGGCAGCACGCAGAAGAAUGACACGAAAUAGAUUCUUUUCAUAAUGUUGCAUAUCACCAUAUAUUCUUUUUUGUUGUUUUUGUUCUUUUUCUUUUCCAUCUGAUGCGAUUGAUGAAAGAAAUGUAGGUUUCCGUGACAUAGGUUUGUUUUCUUUAUUAAACGAAUUCAAGAUUCAAUACUAGAGCAAUUUUAUUGGAAA
This is a messenger RNA of Ricinus communis (castor bean), 2497 nucleotides long. RefSeq names its product protein REDUCED WALL ACETYLATION 3. Gene Ontology annotation, cellular component: Golgi apparatus. Gene Ontology annotation, biological process: xylan biosynthetic process; xyloglucan metabolic process; plant-type secondary cell wall biogenesis. The transcript has 17 exons. Bases 470 to 2098 code for a protein of 542 amino acids. The record is from RefSeq and is a predicted model, not a curated record. Lineage: Eukaryota; Viridiplantae; Streptophyta; Magnoliopsida; Malpighiales; Euphorbiaceae. Gene Ontology annotation, molecular function: acetyltransferase activity.